Molecule: messenger RNA, 2355 nt
Organism: Saccostrea cuccullata (small rock oyster)
Lineage: Eukaryota; Metazoa; Mollusca; Bivalvia; Ostreida; Ostreidae
Product: procathepsin L-like
Exons: 10
Coding region: 172-1254 (360 amino acids)
Biological process (GO): immune response; positive regulation of apoptotic signaling pathway; positive regulation of peptidase activity
Cellular component (GO): lysosome
Molecular function (GO): cysteine-type endopeptidase activity; cysteine-type endopeptidase activator activity involved in apoptotic process
Source: RefSeq, a predicted model, not a curated record
ACUGUCGGACGAAAACCGGAAUUCCGUCGUGACAAGGUUUUAAUUUUAGUCUGGGUCAUGUGAUUAAUUCUCACAUGACAAAAGAAAAACAAAAGAAGAAAGUUCAGUGUGAAACAGUGUGCUACAGAUAACAGGUGAGAAAAGUUCAGGUUUUCUAAGAAUCCGUAGAAGAUGAACAGUUUGUGGUUUGUGUGUUUGCUGGCUGUGGUGCGAGGGGCCUCUGUGCAGUACGGGAACGUCCAAUGGUUUGACAUCCAGGAGGCUCAGAAACACCCGGAACAGCUACACAUCCUUCGAACAAAGGCAGGGAUCAACUACCAACCAUACGAACAGGCCUGGAAGGAAUUCAAAAUCCUGCAUGGUAAAACCUACAAAGCUCUAGAAGAGGAGAUCCAUCGCUUUGAGAUUUUCAGAGAAAAUGUCCAGAAAAUUGAGGAACACAACCGAUUAUACCAUCUGGGGAAGAAAUCUUACUUUAUGGGGGUCAACCAAUUUUCAGACCUGAAACAUGAAGAGUUUGUGAAAUACAAUGGUUUAAAUAGAACUUCAUUGAAGGAGGGUGGAUGCUCCUCGUACCUUUCAGCCAAUAAUCUCGUGGCUCCGGAUUCCGUCGACUGGAGAACUAAGGGUUAUGUUACAGAUGUUAAAAAUCAGGGUCAGUGCGGUUCCUGCUGGUCUUUUAGCACAACUGGUUCCCUUGAAGGACAGCACUUCCGUAAAACUGGUAAACUGGUGUCCCUCAGUGAACAACAACUGGUAGACUGCUCGGGCUCCUUUGGAAAUCAAGGGUGUAAUGGAGGACUGAUGGACAAUGCAUUCAAGUAUAUCAAGUCAGUAGGGGGGCUUGAAAGUGAAGAGGAUUAUCCAUACAAAGCAGAGGAAAAGAAAUGUAAAUUUGAUGAAGAAAAGGUUGCUGCUACAGACACUGGGUGUGUGGAUGUCGAGAGUGAAAGUGAGUCUGCCCUGAAGAAAGCUGUAGCAGAGGUUGGCCCAGUCUCAGUAGCAAUAGAUGCCAGUCAUUCAUCAUUCCAGUCUUAUGCAGGAGGAGUGUAUGACGAGCCAGAAUGUAGCUCAGAACAGUUGGAUCAUGGAGUGUUAGCUGUAGGAUAUGGAACUGAUGAUGAGGGAAAAGAUUUCUGGAUUGUUAAAAACAGUUGGGGUACCGAGUGGGGUAUGGAUGGCUAUGUCAAAAUGUCACGAAACAAGGACAACCAGUGUGGAAUAGCUACACAGGCCAGCUAUCCCCUUGUAUAGAAUAUAUACAUUAUAAAGAAACAUCAUUCCCAAGGAAGAAAAACCACUCAAGAUAAAUCAAAACCCAGAAGAUGAUACAUUUCUGUAAAUUUUGAAUAAGAAAACUUCAGAAAUUUUUGAAUAAGUGAACUGUUACUCAUGUAAUAUAUCUUAAACUUUCACGCAGUUUGACAUAACGUUUUCUUUGUGAACCUUAGAAGAGAUAAAACAUAUCUUACUUAACUAUGUUUGAUGUAAAUUGAAAUUUUCAAUGUGUUUUCAAAAUAUGUGUCAUUGUAAAUGACAGACUGAAGUUGUGACAACACAUCAUUUCGUCUUGAAUGUAAGCAUUUAUGUGAGGUGUGUGAAUUUGUCUGGUGUGGAAAUAAGCUGAAGUUUUUCUUACAUAUAAUACCUGUAAUAUUUGUAUGAACCUGUGAUAAAUUUGUUCAUGAUAGAUUUUUACAUCUGAAUGCUGAACUUUUGGCUUACUGAGGACAGAAUUAUAUAUAUUUACUUAUAGAUAUUGUUAAUUUUGUGUCAUAAUUUCUAAUUAUUUUGAUCAUAACAAACUCAAUAUUGAUCAUAAAUAGAGAAGAAGUAUUAGUUUAUUUUAAAAAUAAUUGAUUUUUUUUCUUGUUCAUCAAAAGAAUCUUCCAUAUUAAGAUCUGUUGUUUAUGCAUAUUAAGUAGUACAUGUAUAGCCUUUUCUCUCAGUAUUGUGAUUCUUAUGAAUUUUUAUGUUGAAUUUAAAGCAGGUGCAUUUUUUCACUUUUUAUUUUCUUUGCUGAAGAAAAACAUCAAAUUUUGUAUUAAACAUUUGUAAUUAAAAAAUGCCUAUGAAUAAAAUACUUUUUAUUUUCAAUCUUGUCUUUGUUGGUUAAUUUAUCACAAAGUGUUGUUGUAAAUGAACGUAAACAAUGAUGAAAGAAAAAAGUUGUUUUAAGUACCAAUUCUAAACUGGUACAUGGAAUUAAUCUGAAAAUAAGAUGUGCGAUCUGAUCAUUUUUUUUCAACUUUGCAAUGAAUGAUGCAAAAGUAUAAUAUCUUCAUUACAGGAGUUUCUUUGCAUUUAAUUAAUAUGAUUUAGUGUGAUUCAUAGGAAUAGAAUUUUUGAAAUUUU